UCUUAGCCAGGUAGGGAUGGCAGGCAAAAAUCUUCAUGUUUCUAGGUACACUCCUCUCGCUGGCAGUCGCCGUUACCGGCGCUGUCAUUCCCAAUGGCCAGACGCUGUCUCUCAAUGAUAUUCCUUACUAUGUCAGCGGAAUUCCUGUCUCAAGAUUGCACGGGCACGAUGCCAUUACACAUACAUCCCCUUUGGCAGAAGGUGUGGAUUUGGCUCCGUUGAUGGUCAUCCCUGUCACCUCAAACAUGGACUUGAAAUCCUUGCUGUCUGAAUAUGUUGCCCGGGAUGAUGUGUUCCAGCCGGCCUUCUUGCGUAAUGUGUAUCUCACAUUUUCCACUGGGGCGGCUAUUGGAUCUUCACUGAGCAACUUUCUUUCGAUUCUGAGAUCAUCUGGCAAUGAACUGCUGCUGUCAAAUCUUGAAAUCCAUAUUCCGUCGUCCAACUCUACAAUCACAGCCCAACUUAGUGAUGAGCUUCCAAGUGGACCUUACUUUGUGUCUUUGCAUACCGGUGAGGUGUUCCGGGCAUAUCGAUUGUAUCCUGAUGACAACCUCGCCUUCAUCCAAGCAGCCAUCAGCAAUGAAAGAGGUGGCUUCCUACCCUUACCAGCAGUGACGGAAAAUGCCAUGACCAAAGAUGUCGCGGUACCCUCUCGUCUGUAUUAUACGCCGACUCCUGAGAAGCCCCUUGCCGGUCUGAGACUAGGUGUCAAAGACAUCUUCCAUGUCCAAGGGCUUAAGACCAGUGGCGGCAGCCGUUCCUACUACUACCUGUACGGAACUCAAAAUGCCACUGCCCCCGCUAUUCAGAGGCUCCUAGACUUGGGGGCCGUCUUUGUCGGUAAGACCGGGACCGUGCAGUUUGCCAACGGAGAUCGCCCUACUGCCGACUGGGUGGAUUUUCACUGCCCAUUCAACCCACGCGGGGAUGGAUACCAGUCGCCUAGUGGCUCCUCCUCUGGCUCCGGUGCGGCUAUCGCAUCAUACGGCUGGUUAGACCUCGCUGUUGGCAGCGACACCGGCGGUUCAAUGCGCUCGCCAGCCGCGGUUCAAGGGGUCUACGGCAACCGGCCAUCCACAGGAGCUAUCUCUCUAGACCACGUCUUGCCACUCUCACCAGCAUUGGAUACAGCCGGUGUAUUCGCCCGGAAUGCUUCGCUAUGGGCUCAUGCUGUGCAAGCUUGGUAUCCUCAUUUCCAGCACAACUAUACCUCCUACCCUCGACAGCUUUUCUUAGCCGGUAAAGAAUGGGAUGGCAAAGGAAUUUCUGCAGAAGCUCACCGAAGUCUUACCAAAUUCGUCCGUGGACUGGAGACAUUCCUCAGGACCAACCAUACCAAGGCCGAUGUAUCACAGAGGUGGCGUGACACACACCCUUCCACCAGCCCAAGUCUGGAGGAGCUACUAUAUCGGACCUAUGCCACGCUUACGUCUGUCGAUCAGUUCAAUCGCCUCGCCACACCCCUCUUUGCAGAUUACAAGGCAAUCUAUCGUGGUCGGCAGCCUUUCAUCAAUCCUGGCCCAUUGGCACGCUGGCAAUGGGGGCAAGAAAAUGGCGGAAACGCCUCGUACGAGGUCGCUCUGCGUAACAUGACUACCUUCCGCGACUGGUGGGAGACAUCCGGUUAUGGGCAGUCUGACGCUGACUCUUGCUCCAAGUCCCUUUUCGUCAGCGUGUAUUCGGUCGGCACUACUGACUACCGUAACCAGUACUAUGAUGAACCCACGGCACCCCCGAUGGGAUUCUCAGUCGGUCGCAUCGCUGUGUUUGGUGGCGCACCGGAGGUGGUGGUACCUGUGGGCGAGUCGCCAUACAACAGUACGAUUUCAUUACAGACUGAGUACUUGCCUGUGAGUGUUGCGCUGCAGAUGGCGCGGGGAUGUGACCAUGUCCUGGCUUCGUUGGUGGCUGGCUUAGGUGAGAAAGGGGUCCUGCAACCGGUGGGAACAGGUUCCCGGUUGUACAAUUGACGAAAGGAUUAAUGUUUGAGGAAUACGUCGCUUUUCCUACUGGAAGAAAAACCAACAUUGGCUGGAGGUCGUACCUUGAACCUCUAUAAUUCAACAAUGUCUGAUGUGAAAAAGAAGGUGGCCGAAGCAAGUUUCCUUAUGAUAUCUUCUGUUGUAUAUAUGGACAUAGAAUGGUAUAAUAGACAAAUAGAUAUAUUGCAAGAGGCCGGGAGAUUUCAAGUCAUGCACUUGCAAAAUUUCUAGUGGUGAACCUCUGUAUCAAGAGGAAAGCUUCUGCUCAUGCUUUUGCUCCUGUUAUCCCAGGAAGAAACGGCUAAGAGAGGAAAAUCGCACCGCUUAAUAUCCAUCAAUGAGCCCGUGUAAUACAAGGGGUCUGA
Messenger RNA from Aspergillus alliaceus, 2347 nucleotides. Its product is annotated as glutamyl-tRNA(Gln) amidotransferase, subunit A. The transcript has a single exon. NCBI's taxonomy places the organism in Eukaryota, Fungi, Ascomycota, Eurotiomycetes, Eurotiales, Aspergillaceae. The record is from RefSeq and is a predicted model, not a curated record. The coding region runs from base 36 to 1970 and encodes 644 amino acids.